This is a messenger RNA of Ornithodoros turicata, 1480 nucleotides long. It is a transcript of the gene UQCR-C2, whose product is annotated as cytochrome b-c1 complex subunit 2, mitochondrial-like. Bases 45 to 1412 code for a protein of 455 amino acids. NCBI's taxonomy places the organism in Eukaryota, Metazoa, Arthropoda, Arachnida, Ixodida, Argasidae. Gene Ontology annotation, molecular function: metal ion binding. The transcript is spliced from 14 exons. The record is from RefSeq and is a predicted model, not a curated record. Gene Ontology annotation, cellular component: mitochondrion.
CACGGUUCCUCCGCUGGUGGCUGGCUGAAUCUGUUAGCGGUGCCAUGGCCUCUAAGCUGUCCCUCCUUUCGCCUUUGCGGAAAAAUGCGGUUCGAGCAUUUUCCGCACAGGUAGCGCCUAAGGCAAAACCAUCACGGCCUGAAGCUCUCCCUAAGCAGGAUAUCGUGACGACAAAACUCCCAAAUGGGCUGGUGGUGACCUCGCUAGAAAACUACUCUCCUGUGGCUCGUAUCGCCAUCGUUGUGAAAGGAGGCGCCCGUUACGAAGACUCUUCCAACCUGGGCAUCACUCACGCCCUGCGCAAUGCUGCAGGACUGACCACUGAAAACUCGACCACGUUUGGGAUUACCAAGAAUUUGGAGCACCUCGGAGCUAACCUCACUGCAAGCACCACCCGUGAUCAUUUGGUGUACGGGCUGGAGUGCAACCGAGAUGAUGCGGCAAAGGCGCUUAAGUAUGCGACGGAUGUGGUCUUCUUCCCCGCCUUCAAGCCCUGGGAAGUGAGCGACACGGCUAAUCACGUCAAGAUUGACUUGGCCAUCUUCAGACAGAAUCAGGAAGCAGUGCUGAUGGAGGCCCUUCACCAGGCUGCAUUCCGUGGUGGACUCGCAAACUCUCUCUUCCUUCAGGAUUUCCUCGUUGGGAAGCACAGUCACAAGAAGCUUGCGGAGUACGUGAAGACACACGUGACAGCUCCACGUGCAGUGGUCUCCUGCGUAGGGCUGGAGAAUGACCGGCUGGUACACGUGCUCAAGAACCUGAAACUCAGGGACGCACCAGGAGCUGAACUGACGCCGUCCAAGUUUGCUGCAGGAGAGGCACGUGUGGAGUACGGUUCCAACUACACCACCGUUGCCCUGGCGGUUGAAGGUGCCAGCGUGACAAACCAGAAGGAGUGGUUAGCCUCGGCCGUCCUCCAGCAGCUCUUGGGUUGUGGUCUGCCCACCAAGUACAGUCAGGGCGAAAGCACCAAGCUGGGUCAGGCUGCGGCCAAGGUGGCCACCCAACCCUUUGCAGUGCAUUGUCUCAACCUCAACUACAGCGACACUGGUCUCUUUGGUGUCACCAUUGCCGGACACCAUGACGAGAUGGACAAGCUGACAAAGGCUGUCCUGUCUCAAGUGGUCAGCGUCACUAAAAGCGUCAGCGACAAGGACGUUCAGCAAGCAAAGCACAAGUUGAAAUCUGCAUGGCUGCAGAGGCGCGAAGACCACACGAAGCUGGCAUUAGACUUUGCCCUGGAGACAUCUUACCUCGGAGAUCCCCUCUCGUCGGCAGAACUGGAGGGCGCUAUCGACUCGCUCACCACUCAGGACGUUGCUGUUGUGGCAGCCAAGGUUUCCAAAGGCAAGCCCGCAGUGGCCGCAGUGGGACGUCUACACAAGACCCUGCGCGUGGACGAGCUGGUGUAGACACACUCUCGCCUUUAGAGAAAUAUCUGUAGAGGAUGCUGUAAUUAAAAGAAUGUUCUUUGCGAGCA